This is a messenger RNA of Owenia fusiformis, 2126 nucleotides long. Lineage: Eukaryota; Metazoa; Annelida; Polychaeta; Sabellida; Oweniidae. The record is from the annotation of a GenBank genome assembly.
AUGCUUCACAGCGCAGUAUUUGUGGCCCUGGUGGGCGUAACUUUCGGACAGUUAAACCCUGGCCAGGUUUGUGUUCCUACCCAAGGGACGCCUAGUCAGCCCACUCCCAAAUUAGAGGAAACUUUUCAGACUAGAUUAGAGUGUAACUUCAAAGAGAAAGGCUACACGAUGGAUGUAGAGGAAUAUUUUGACUAUGGUGCUAACAGGGGUAUGAUACGUCAGAGGACUCGAUUGUUCGAUAUAAGGUUUAUUUACAGUUAUAUGACAAGAGAGAUGUUCCUUGUUGACAACAACAGUGGUAGCUGUACGACGAUCCCAAUGACAGGUGCCCUGGGAAACCUAAUGGGGAAGACGACCCCAGAUGGCAAGUACCGCAUGUUUAGCGCCAACGAGGCUCUAAAGAUGAUUACAAAGGCGGAGGAAUACAAGGGAACUAAGUAUGUGAGAGGGAUGCUGGUGGACUGGUGGUAUGGCUGUUUCUACCAGCCAGAAAACAAAGCCAGUAUGAUUGUCAACUUCUACUUUAAUGCCAAAAACACAUGGGACUUGGUCUACCCUGGCAAACAGUUUCCAGUGCAGAUCCACGUAAAGGGGAAGCUUUGGCGAGAGUCAGAGCAGAAGUAUAUCGAUUUUGAGAACUUCUACAAUUUCUUUCAAUAUCGACCACAGAUUGAAAUUGGCGAAGAAAUAUUUCAGACCGACCGGGGAAUCGUUUGUGCUGGACGUAAAGUUACAAUCCCUCCUCCCGAAAUACCACAAUCGUUCAGCUUUAAGAUGGAGGUAAUCGGAGGAGACGCACUCAGUGUCAACAAUAUCAAGGAAUGGUAUGACUUCAAGCAAAACCUGUUCCGUGUGGACGUCAGUAUGCCAAAUCUCUACAAAAACCCGAUAGAAGUCAUCCAUGAUUACUCCACAGGUGUAAGCUACGUCAUUGACAAGGUGAUGGGCAACUGCUCCUACUCUCCUAUUGGUCAGUUCGCACGUGAUGGUGUCCCUGACCCAAAUGACCCUACGCUUAUCCGUAUUCGCGAUCCAAGGGAGUUCUUCCGCCUUGAUUCAAACUAUACGUACGAGGGACAGAGGGUCGUUCGUGACGUCAAAAGUGACGUAUGGAUCGGAGUGCGUCCGAUGAUGAACUUAUUUAACCUCACGUACGAGUGGUACUUUACACAGAAAGACGUCAAGGUCGUAGCCCAGAAAGGUCUGGCCAUACAAGGAAGAGUUCCAUGGAAAGUAGACGUUACAUUGCCUAAUGGACAAAGGUGGCAGAACAACAUCUACGACUUCGCCGAGGGGCGACAGAGUAUAUUCGACUUCAACAUAAGUCCAUGCUACCUCAAGUUGAAAAGGGCGGACUUCCAGUUUACUAUGGAUGCGUCCUGGGAUGACUGGAUUAACAAAAUUGGAUUGAAGCUGUUUAGAUAUAAUGUUCUGAUCAGCAUCCAGGCCAACUUGGCUAUUUCUCCUAUUAGAAUCAGUAACUUGAGACUUGACAAAGACAUGGAUGGUAAGAUCCAGGUUACGUUCACACUGUUAGAUGCAGCACCGAUCAAAGGCUCUACGAUCACUAUAGCUGAAGUUCCAAUCGAAGACGCUGUCACUGGCCUGACAAAUUAUAUCAAAGAUGGCUCUUUCAAGAUCAUCGUGCUGAACAAUGAUGCAACGACGACCCCCGUUAACGUACUCCCGGAAUCAUUGAAGAAGGUGCUACGUGUUCCAUGCGACAGUGAGCAGACUGUGGCACCCACGGAGGUAAAACAAGCGGCGCCAGCCAUCAGUACAGGUGCAUUUGCUGGUAUCGCUAUAGCUAUGUUGAUAGUUGGUAUCCUACUAGGAGUGGGAGGACUUUAUGGAAUAUGCCUUGUCAGAAGCAAGAAGGCUGGAGACGAUAUGCACGUACAGUUCAAGAAUGAGGAUGCGACACAGGGAUAGUGACGUCAUACGCCAAAGACGAUUUUUAUCAAUUUAUGUUUAUGAACUAUAAAGCUGACAUACUGUAUUCUGAUUGGAAUGUCACAUGGCGCUGCUUUUUUAAUAAAGGAUAAUUAAUUGUGCAAUUGGAUCUGCAACAUGUGGUAUUCCUACACGAUUGGAGUUUGUUUUUUCAAUAAAGUUUAUAUGUUAAG